This is a messenger RNA of Juglans regia (Persian walnut), 1555 nucleotides long. Its product is annotated as probable serine/threonine-protein kinase PBL18. The record is from RefSeq and is a predicted model, not a curated record. Gene Ontology annotation, biological process: protein phosphorylation. Gene Ontology annotation, molecular function: ATP binding; protein kinase activity. Lineage: Eukaryota; Viridiplantae; Streptophyta; Magnoliopsida; Fagales; Juglandaceae. The coding region runs from base 81 to 1376 and encodes 431 amino acids. The transcript has 6 exons.
AGGAAACGACUUUCUUCUAUUUGAUUUUGACCAAGAAGAAGAAGGAAGAGCAGCCACCAUCGUCGAAGCCCUAAUCAAAUAUGAAAGGCCUUUCUAGUUUCUUCUACUGCUUCUUUGACCUUUACUUCUUGCGCUUAUCCCACCCUGUCUAUUUCCCUUGCUUUCAUUUUUUCUACGGGUCUUGGAGACUGCUCCGUCUCCCUCAAUCUACAAUGGGAAACUGCUUCCGGAGACCCGCCAAGUGUGCUCAUGCUUCUUCUUCCAAUUUUUCCGGAAAUGAAAAGCCUAAUUGUAAGGCAAAGCAGGAUUCCACAACUUCCAGUGAGCAAACACCUUUGGGAAAUUCGAGCACAUCCUUUAUAAUAUCCAAGGCUGAUACAUCUCUCAACGGCCAUCCCAAGUCCUUUGUAUUUAGUGAUCUCAAGAAUGCAACCAAGAGUUUCCGCCCAGAAAAUUUACUUGGAGAGGGAGGGUUCGGGUGCGUCUUUAAAGGAUGGAUUGAUGAGAACACUUUCGCUCCCACUAAACCAGGAACUGGGAUAGUAGUUGCAAUAAAGAGACUCAAGCCAGAGAGCUUUCAAGGCCACAAGGAAUGGCUUGCAGAAGUUAACUAUCUAGGGCAGCUUCACCAUGAAAAUCUCAUGAAGCUCAUUGGUUACUGUUCAGAGUCUGAGAACAGGCUCCUUGUAUACGAGUUUAUGCCUAAAGGAAGCUUGGAGAAUCAUUUAUUUAGAAAAGGAGUUCAACCUCUUGCUUGGGCUACACGAAUGAAUAUUGCAAUUGGUGUUGCACGAGGAUUGGCCUUCUUGCAUAGUUUAGAUGCCAAUGUAAUCUUCCGUGAUUUAAAGGCUUCUAACAUUCUACUCGACUCGGAUUUCAAUGCAAAGCUUUCAGAUUUUGGUUUAGCAAGGGAUGGACCAACAGGAGAUAAUACCCAUGUUUCGACCAGAGUUGUGGGAACCCAGGGAUAUGCUGCCCCAGAAUAUGUAGCCACAGGUCACUUGACUCCAAAGAGUGAUGUUUACAGCUUUGGGGUCGUCUUAUUAGAGUUACUGUCAGGAAAACGGGCUAUGGAUGAUGAUAGAGCUGGAUUUGUAGAGGAAACCUUGGUGGAUUGGGCGAAACCAUUUUUGAAUGACAGCAGACGAGUUUUGAGGAUUAUGGAUACCAGGUUGGGGGGUCAGUACUCCAAGAAAGGGGCCCAAGCUGCAGCUGCACUUGCAUUACAAUGCCUUCACAGAGAUCCCAAGAAUAGGCCUUCUAUGGUUGAUGUUCUAUCCAACUUGGAACGACUCCCCACAUCGAAUGUUGUUUCCAGGAGCGCCCAGGCUAAGGUUGAUCAUCACAGGGUCAAGCAUUUGAGUCACUCCCACUAGACAACAAUUGAACUCAAACAAACUAUGUAUGUAUGCAGAUAGCCACUUGGUUCUUUUGUUUCCUUCAAAAAAAAAAAAAAUGGAAGGCUUAUUGUUAGAGAAUUAUUUGCUACUUGAGUCUGUAAAUUUUUUCAUGUGCUACUGUGAGUGAUUAAUUAAGGAUCAAAGUCAUCUACAAA